AUGCAAGCCGCGUUGCGCCGAGCGGCGCGGCGCCCAACGGCGGCGCGCGCCGUCGGUCGCGCCCUCAGCGCGCGCGCCGACGCGCCGAACAUCUACUGCGACCCGCACAAGUUCGACUACCUGCGCGAGAUCCUGAACGCGCGGGUCUACGACGUGGCUGUCGAGACGCCGCUGCAGCGCGCGAACUCGCUGAGCCGCAAGGUCGGGGCGGAGUGCCUCAUCAAGCGCGAGGACACGCAGCCCGUCUUCAGUUUCAAGAUCCGCGGCGCCUACAACAAGAUCGUGUCGCUCGGCGACGCCGCGCUCGCGAAGGGCGUCGUCGCCUGCUCCGCGGGCAAUCACGCGCAGGGCGUCGCCAUGAGCUGCAACUACCUGAAGGCGCCGGCGACGAUCGUCAUGCCGCGGGGCACGCCGCGCAUCAAGGUCGACGCCGUCGCCCAGCACGGCGGCGACUACGUGCGGGUCCUGCUGCACGGCGAUUCCUACGACGACGCGUACGCGGAGGCGACGCGCUUGGUGGAGGAGGAGGGCCGCACGCUCAUCCACCCCUUCGACGACCCUCUAGUCAUCGCCGGCCAGGGGAGCGUCGGCGCGGAGAUCCUGCGCCAGACGAACGGGAAGCGGCUGGACGCGAUCUUCUGCUGCUGCGGGGGAGGCGGUCUCCUGGCGGGCGUCGCGGCCUACGUCAAGCAGGUGCGGCCGGGCGUGCGCGUCUACGGCGUCGAGGCCGUCGACGCCGCGGGCAUGACGGCGUCGCUGGCCGCGGGCGAGCGGGUCGUCCUGGACCGCGUCGGAUUGUUCGCGGACGGCGCCGCGGUCAAGGCCGUGGGGACGGAGACGUACCGGUUGGCGGCGCGCUACGUCGACGGCAUGGUCACGGUGGACAACGACGAGAUCUGCGCGGCGAUCAAGCAGGGCUUCGAGGACACGCGGUGCGUGCUCGAGCCCGCGGGCGCGCUGGCGCUCGCGGGCCUCCGGAAGCACGUCGAGUCUUCCGACGAGGCCGGCGGCACCUACGUGGCCGUCGCGUCGGGCGCGAACAUGGACUUCGACCGGCUGCGCUUCGUGUCGGAGCGCGCGGACCGGUCGGAGGUGCGGCUCGCGUGCACGAUGCCCGAAUCGCCCGGCGCGUUCCAGAAGUUCUACGGUUUGAUCUACCCCUGCAACGUCACGGAGUUCUCCUACCGCUACCACCGCGCCGACGCGCCGGCGGACGUCAUCGUCGCGUUCCAGCCGCAGACGGACCAAUUCAUGGACCGCCUCGCGGCGCACGGCUACGCGCCGCGCGACAUCACGGACGACGAGCUCGUCAACACGCACCUGCGCCACCUCAACGGCGGGCGCUCCGAGUUCGUCGGCGACGAGCGCAUCUUCCGCUUCGAGUUCCCCGAGGCGCCGGGCGCGCUCAAGAACUUCCUCGCGCACUUUGAGACGGACGCGUUCAACUGCAGCCUCUUCCACUACCGCAACUACGGCCACGACUUCGGCCGCGUGCUCGUCGGCGUCCAGGCGACGACGGACCGGGCGGAGCGCAAGCUCAACGACUUCCUCGAGAAGCUCGGCUACCGCUACACCGAGGAGACGCACAACCCGACCUACGUCCAGUUCCUCACGAGCCAGCGCUGCCCGAAACGGUAG
Aureococcus anophagefferens is the source of this 1638-nucleotide messenger RNA. RefSeq lists its product as hypothetical. The record is from RefSeq and is a predicted model, not a curated record. The transcript has a single exon. Gene Ontology annotation, molecular function: pyridoxal phosphate binding; threonine deaminase activity. Gene Ontology annotation, biological process: L-threonine catabolic process. NCBI's taxonomy places the organism in Eukaryota, Pelagophyceae, Pelagomonadales, Pelagomonadaceae. The coding region runs from base 1 to 1638 and encodes 545 amino acids.